This is a messenger RNA of Cylindrotheca closterium, 888 nucleotides long. NCBI's taxonomy places the organism in Eukaryota, Bacillariophyta, Bacillariophyceae, Bacillariales, Bacillariaceae. The record is from the annotation of a GenBank genome assembly.
AUGGAACCACCGACGACGACUCCUAAAUUUAAUCAAUCCAAGAAAAAUAAGCCACGAAAGAAAGCAACACAUUGCUCAACGACACAUUGCCCAAGUAAUACUGUUGCAAUGCCCAUUGCCGAACAGAUCGACGAUGAGAGGAAAAUAAGCAUGAAAAUGAUAUGUCCCUACUGCGAUGUCGUCUUUAUCAUUGCAGUUCUAAUUUCCAUUGCCGCCUUGGUCAUGUCAUUGUUGCAAGCGAUUUACGGAGUCUUGGCGGUGAUGGUAUUCAUUAUUACGCUAGCGAAUUGCUUUUUCCAUUCGAAAACGAAACGACUUGGAAUGAUACUGGCCGGAAUAUUAGAGUUUUCAAUGGGUGGAAUAUGUGUUCUUCGUCUGUUGCAUAUUGAGGACCAAUGUGAUCCAGAUACCAUUCGGUAUUUGCCAUGCUCCAUGUUGACCUUGGCAAUAACCGCUGGCUUGUGGAUGUUAUCCGGACUCCUGAUUCUGUACUUUGUGUACAGCGGUCGAGUUGGUGAAUACAUUAAAGAGGGCUUGGACAUUGAAGCUGUGGCAACUCCUUUGGGGUGUGUGGAAGAGCCGCUGGACCAGCCACCACAUGAUUUAGAACAAGGAGAUCAUGCCAGGGGCGACCCCGAUGGAAGCGAAAACGACGGUGACGAGGACCAAGGCAACAACCGUGAUAGAAGCACGGAAUUGGCUCCGGCAUCCGCAACAAUAUGCAUCAUUCCCGAUGACGAUUCAAAUGAAAUGUCAGCGGAAAGAAAGGAGAAACUGGAACAAAGUGUUCCAAUAACUCCGGCUAGACCUUUGGAAAGUUCGGAAAGAAGCACCGUUUCGUAUUUGCCAAACGGCAUCCGUGAAAGGAAUGAUGACGAGUAUGAUUGA